UAAGUACUUUACACCACUGGUGACCCACUAUUUGAUGUUGUGCACAUGUUGACUUUAAAACGACUUAAUCCCAGCUCAUGGCAUGUUUUGCCAUAGGAUUGGCUCCUGAACUGAACACACAAUCUUUGCAAAGCACAUUGCUAGGCACUUUGAUGUGGAGCAGUACAUAAAUGUCAAGAAAAGCCAGAUAUGCACUUUAAUCUUGUAAAUAAGAUUACCGCUAGCCAAGGUGCUCUCUAACCAUCUUAGUGGCCAAUGAGUCAAGGAUGAUAACAGGUCUUCUACAGCGACGCCUGUUGAUAAGGCAGAGCAAACUUGUCUUUACCCUCAGUGUCUAGCUGUAACUGAAUAGUAUAUGCUGUAUGUGUCUGGAUGUAAGAUAACAGUAUUAUUAAUGUGUUAAUUACACUAUUAGGUAUAAAACACCAUAAAUGCCCAAUAGAGUACAGUAGAAGGAGCUUAUUGUUGUUGACAGCAACAGACCCCUAAGCAGUGCAGUAAGCAAGUUCUGAUCCACAAAUAAGGAUAGAGUCCCAUGGGUCCAAUAACAAAAAUACCUCCACAUGCAAGUGACACAUUCAAAAUGAAAGCAAAACCAUAUCUGGUGUCUGUAUGUGCCAUUCUAAAGUUCACAUUAACUGAGCUCGGCAAGGCAAUGUAGUGGUUUCCUUUUGUGGGUGCAUGAAAAAGUUAGUCAGUUUCCUCAGCAAACUUGAUUUGAUGUGUGCUUUACUGAAAUUCUACAUACUGUAACUGGCUCAUACUUCUUACUGCAUUAUUAGAUCACAAACCCAAUAGGCUAUGUUUCCAUGUAGGCCUAAAUAUGUACAGUCAGUUUAAUAGUUGUGUGCUAAAUCAGCCAUUUUUCUGUCUAAAUUAGGCAAUGUGAGUGUAGUAGGUUACAUGCAGGUCUCUGACCUAGACCUAAUGGACGUGUAGCCAGCGGAAUCCUCCAGAGUUCUAACAUGAAUGACAUGUCAUCUGAACUUCUUUGGAAAUUUCUGCUUUGUCCAUGAAAAGAGUUUGCCACUGCAGCUUUGAUUCAAACAGGCCAUGGCAGGGCAAACUACACAUCAUGGGGCAUAUUUUACAUUAAUUACCAAUCUGAUUUAACUGAAAACAGAGAAUCAUUUAUUUGAUCUUAACCACAAGUUAUGUAGAAAAUAACAUCCAAUGACAUUUAGACCUAGCGUCCUUUGCUCGUUUUUCUGAAUUGUACUGUUUUGCCAUGUUGCUAAAGGGUGUAAUUUAAUUUAGUAUGACCUUACACACAAGUCUGAUGAAUUUCUUCAAAGACUCUUGUUUCAUACAAUUUAGGUCUCCUAAAGGUUGUUUAUGAGUCUUCGCACAUUUUGACAUUUUGCUUUCUAGUGCCUGCUUUGAGCUCACCAUGAUGGGUCAAAGCCCUCAAAUGGGUAUGUAAGCAUUUUAAGGCUCAGGUCUGGGGUAAAUUUCCUUCAUAGGGUUUGUGUUGGCUUAGAGGGGAGCAAAGGCCACAGGGGCUCUGGACCGGUGCAUGGCACAGGCUGGGUGGAGGGUGGCAGAGUCAGGAGGAGAGGGGCAGAGUGAGUAGAGACCGCCUGGGCUCAGAGUACAGUGCUAUCCCCUCUGAGGUGAACAGGCCUUGGGCCCCGGGGAGAGAGCAAUGGACCUCUCAGUAUGGUGCCCUGGUCCAAGAGACUCAGUGGAGAACCAGGACUCACAUCUCCAGGACACAAAGUCCUCCUGGACUCUGGUAGACACCAUGAACUACGUGGGCCAGCUGGCAGGCCAGGUGUUGGUGACAGUGAAGGAGCUGUAUAAGGGCAUUAACCAGGCCACACUGUCAGGCUGCAUCGACGUGGUGGUGGUCAGACAGCCUGACGGGACCUUCCACUGCUCCCCCUUCCAUGUACGCUUCGGGAAACUGGGAGUGCUGCGCUCCAAGGAGAAAGUGAUUGACAUUGAGAUCAAUGGAGAACCAGUGGAGUUGCACAUGAAGCUGGGGGACAACGGAGAGGCCUUCUUUGUUCAGGAAACCGAGCAGCAUAAUGAGAUAAUCCCUGCCCACCUUGUGACGUCGCCAAUCCCCACAGAGGAGGCUCUGGGGAGGGGCAGAGAGUCCAGAGCUGGGGAGUCGGGCCUGGAGGGUGGGCUGCAGCCGCCCCAGGGGGACUCACAAAACCCAGCCUCCUCCACCCCCCUCCUUCCCUCCAGCACCACAGCAGGGAAGAAGAAGAAGAGACGUAGGAAGAAGCACAAAGCAGACCCCCGGAAGGAGGAGCAACAGGCCUCCACUGCUGGUGGUGAGGAGGUCUGUGAACUGAGCUCAGACGAGGAGCACGGUACACAAAACAACGGCAGGGCUCCCUUGUUCUCUACAGUGAAGGACACAGUGGAACACAGGCAGCACCCCACCCUCCACUCCUUGGACAGCUACCCCUUCUCUGAUGGAGACUGGUCUCCCAGCGACAGCCACAGAUCCCUGUCAGAGCCCAUGUCUCCAAAGAGCGACUCGGAGCUGAUGGUGAAGUUAUCAGAAAGCAUGCUCAGAGCAGAGUCACACAUGCAGUGGUCCUGGGGAGAGUUCCCAGAAUCCACCAGGGUCAGUAAGAAAGAGCCCUCGGAGCUGCCUAAGACGAUGACUAUCACCCCGUCAGAGAGCACACACUUCAGGGUCAUCCUCAGCUCUGAGGCCAUGGAGGUGGAGGCUGGGGGCCUGCACACCUCUCUGGACCCGGUGUGUGGACCUGCCAUCGUCAAACCAGAGCCCCGGACCCCCAAACAAAAUACCCUCAGCUCAAAACACCACUCACCCGACUCUCUAUCGGAACCCCAACAUCCCCCCAAACCUAUUCAUGACCAUUGCCCACCCCAACCUGAACCGUGUCCCCUCAAACCAGAACCAGGUGCUCUAACGUCGGAGCCCAGUCCAGACCUCUGUAUCCCGUCCAAGCCUGAACGGAGGGGCACUUGGACUUGGACUCCUCCCAGUGUGCUUGAUUCCAGCCAGAAGGACAGUGGCUCUACUGCCGGUGGGGCCAGUUGCAUGGCCGGGGACCUGGGGUCCAUCGGCUCCAAGACUGACUCCCCCUCCAAGAGGAGAGGUGUGAGGAAGAGGAGUCAGCACCAGGGGCCUGAGGAUAUCUACCUGGACGACCUGAAUGCUAUGGAGCCUGACGUCGUUGCGCGCUACUUAGCUCCCAAGAGUGAGUCCGAGACCAUCCCUAAGCACUGGGUGGAGGUUGGCCGGUGCGAUGGGUCCCAGUCUCCCCAGUCUGUGGGCAGUGCAGCGGCCGACAGCGGGACAGAGUGUCUGUCUGACUCGGCUGGGGAUCUACCAGACAUCACCCUGUCUCUCUGUGGAGGGGUCGGAGAGAACUCUGAAAUAUCCAAAGAGAAAUUCAUGGAGCACAUCAUCACAUAUCAUGAAUUUGCUGAAAAUCCAGCAAUCAUCGACAAUCCCAAUUUGGUUGUUAGAAUUUCAAACCGAUAUUACAACUGGACAUUGGCAGCUCCAUUGAUACUAAGUUUGCAAGCUUUCCAGAAGAACCUGCCCAAGGCCACAGAGGAGGCGUGGGUGAAAGAGAAGAUGCCUAAGAAGUCCGGCCGCUGGUGGUUCUGGAGGAAGAGCAGCGUCAAACAGUCUUCAGAGGCCAAGAUGGACAGACACGAGUCCCAACACAGAGACACAGAGAGCCAUGUCCUCGAUCAACAGAUUCCAGCAGUGCCACAGCAGAAAGCAGCAGAAGACUCCUCCAGCGAUGAAGAAUCGAAAGAGCUCAACACAGUGGCACCUACUGAGCACAUGCACACAGAGCUAUCUGCACCAACUGGCUCGCACUCCUACAUGAAGUCUCUCCGCCUCUCGUCUGACCAGAUAGUCAGUCUGAAGCUGAGGGAGGGGCCUAAUGACGUCACUUUUAGCAUCACCACCCAGUACCAGGGGACGUGUCGCUGCGAGGGCACCAUCUACCUGUGGAACUGGGAUGACAAAGUCAUCAUCUCUGACAUCGACGGCACCAUCACCAAGUCUGACGUGUUUGGCCAAAUUCUCCCUCAGCUCGGGAAAGACUGGACUCAUCAAGGCAUCGCUAAGCUCUACCACUCAGUGCAUGAGAAUGGCUACAAAUUCCUGUACUGUUCGGCGCGGGCAAUCGGCAUGGCAGACAUGACCAGAGGGUACCUGUACUGGGUGAACGAUCGGGGAACCAUCCUGCCUCGAGGACCCCUCAUGCUGUCCCCUAGCAGCCUCUUUUCUGCUUUUCACAGGGAGGUGAUUGAAAAGAAGCCAGAGAAGUUCAAGAUUGAAUGCCUAACAGACAUCAAGAACCUCUUCUACCCAAACACACAUCCCUUCUACGCAGCCUUUGGGAACAGAGCAAAUGAUGUGUUUGCCUACAAGCAAGUGGGUGUCCCAGUGUGUCGGAUAUUCACAGUCAACCCCAAAGGAGAGCUCAUCCUAGAGCAAACGAAAGGCAAUAAGACUUCCUACGGCCGACUGAGUGAACUGGUGGAGCACGUGUUCCCUUUACGCAGUAAGGAGCAGAGCGCCACCUUCAGUUUCCCAGAAUUCAGUUCUUUCUGCUUCUGGAGACAGCCAAUCGCUGAGGUCUGCCUUGAGGAGCUGCUCUGAAACAACCAAUCACUGAAGUGCGUCUUGAGGAGCUGCUCUGAUUCUGAUUGGACAGUUCCCACAGCUGUGGUAUUAUCAGGUAUUAAGGCGAUAACCAACAGACACUUCGGGUACGGUCGAUGCACUUUGUGUCUUUUGGACGGGAAAGAAAUCACUUGAAAUCAACUGUAUUCGUUGGAAUCGAUGUAAGCAAUAUUUUGUAUUGCUUAAUAAUUGUAUGGGUCUUCCAAUGAUGAUUGCUUGUACUGCCUUAACUCAUGACUAUACUAUGUGUCUACUGAUGCUGAAUUAUAUUCCAUUGUUUAGUGCUCCACAGGUUUAAUAGAAUUUCGUUGAUAUAUCAGUAAGAACUGCGUCACAUGAUCGAUUUAGGCAUACUUUCCAAUACAGACUGUACAGCCUUUUUACAGUACAAUGUGAAGAGAAAGAAGACGGGCGUAGUCGUAAGGUUAGUUAGUUAUUUGGCUUGAGUGAUAAUGCACUCCCUAUGUUGGAGUGUCCUGCUGUUUGGGAAGGCCUUACGUUAUAGUGUAUGCAUGCUAUGCUAAGUUUGAACUAAGGGCUCUCUUCAAGCCGUGUCACGAAGGUUCAGCGUUACGGCGUGAUUUGAAAUUGAAAGGCAACCUUCCCGCGUUAGCGGAGACGACUGCAUUCACGUUAAACGCCGCAAAUGUCGGCCCAAUCGGAAGUUACCUUUACAUUUAUUUAGCGGAAUCUGUAACGCUUCAGCGAUACAGAUUGAGUCGAUCGCUAAUAUGUUGCACAGAGCUGCCAGUGGAACUGGCACUAGUCUUAGAUACACGCAUACUGUAUGAUAAUAGAUUGAUUUAAGUGAUCUGAGCAGGCGAUGUUUUAGACAUACAUACAGAUGGCUGCAGUGAGGUUUAAGGCGAUGGAAGGCCUUUCUAAAGUGUUGAUGCUGCUGACACACAGGGCACACAGCACUGGAGCCUUUGGAUGGAGACAGACUAAUAUGCACUGAAAGCACAAUUCUAUGUUUUAGCAGACGUUUUAUGGGUUACCUUUGACAAUGUUUGUGUUAUGAAAUGAAUGCUUCUUUAUGGGAUAUAUUUCUAUUGUUAUAGCUUGGGUUUGUCUCGUAUAUUUUGAAGUAUUACACCGUUGUAUUUGAUGACGUUCGGAGAUGUUGCAGAGUUCCUCAGUAACAAAGGCAUUCUUUCUAUGAAAGUGAUAUUUUGUGUGGAGAGUACACACGUCUCAACGCGCUGGUAUUUGUUGUGUUUUUCAGUAACUGCUUUGAUAGUUUUCAGUGUAUCUAUUAAGAGAUUAAUUUGACAGUUCACACACUCUCCAAUCUUAAAUGCCUUCACUGUUACUUGAUUAAGUGUUUUUUUUUGAGUGUCACUAUAUACAUUGAAGUGUAUGUUUGGGAUAUGAAUGUUUAGCAACAAAAACAAAAAGAAAGAUAAAAUCUAUGAUUCCAUGCAGAUGUUUUCUAUGCUUAUUUCAGAAACUUGUUUUGGGAAAGGAGGGUGUAACUUUUGGAACAUCAUAAACAUCUUUUCACAUGCCAACAA
Molecule: messenger RNA, 6153 nt
Organism: Salvelinus sp. IW2-2015
Lineage: Eukaryota; Metazoa; Chordata; Actinopteri; Salmoniformes; Salmonidae
Product: phosphatidate phosphatase LPIN2
Biological process (GO): fatty acid catabolic process; cellular response to insulin stimulus; positive regulation of transcription by RNA polymerase II
Cellular component (GO): cytosol; nucleus; endoplasmic reticulum membrane
Molecular function (GO): phosphatidate phosphatase activity; transcription coactivator activity
Source: RefSeq, a predicted model, not a curated record